Salvelinus namaycush (lake trout) is the source of this 1989-nucleotide messenger RNA. RefSeq names its product ovarian cancer G-protein coupled receptor 1. The transcript has 2 exons. Gene Ontology annotation, cellular component: membrane. The record is from RefSeq and is a predicted model, not a curated record. Lineage: Eukaryota; Metazoa; Chordata; Actinopteri; Salmoniformes; Salmonidae. Gene Ontology annotation, molecular function: G protein-coupled receptor activity. Gene Ontology annotation, biological process: phospholipase C-activating G protein-coupled receptor signaling pathway; positive regulation of Rho protein signal transduction. Bases 912 to 1766 code for a protein of 284 amino acids.
UAUUCUACAAUGUAGAAAAUAGUCAAAAUGAAUGAGUAGGUGUGUCCAAACUUUUGACUGGUACUGUAUGUGAGCCCACAAUUUCAACAUUAGUGACAAGGAAGUCAUUUUUCUGAAGUAUUUGCACAAUAUUUAGUUUGUUGCAUUUGUGUGUGGCGGCGGACUGUUCUCACGUUUCAUCAUUGUCUCAAUAUACUGGUUUUAAGUCUGAUGGACCUAGACAUUGUGACUGACCUAUAAAAGUAUGGUGGAAUAUCACUAGUAAGUUUGUUUUUUUAUUCUCAAGUAGCUGCCUGUACUACAGCACAUCAAGUCUGUGAAUAUAAAACUAACAGCUUCUUCACCCAAAAUGGUGUAUGCAUAUUAUAAGAUGUGCCCAUGAAGUGUAUUAUGUUAUACAUCAGAUGUAAUAUUCCUGUUGUCAUUCUGAAAUACAGUGAAGUAGAAACUUAGUGUGGAGUGGAUUAGGUCCGGGAUCUUUUAACCACUGUUAAUAAUGUCAUAUGAUCUCCCUGGCCAAUCAGCUAUCAAAGACUGACAAAUGCUGUAGUACAACAAAUUGUGCAAUGACUUUUGACAUCCUGGAGUGGUGGACUUCCUGUCUCAGUAUUUAAGGCUCAGACGUACAUGCUGCAUUGUCACUGGGUGUGCCCCGUGAGUAUCUGUGCCGUUAAAAAAAUAAAAUAAUUACUGGACAAUUUUUUGCAUGUUUCUAACUUGCAUUUACACUUCCUGAUAAUUUGUUGAUUUGAUAGGAGCUACAAGACAAACGCCAAUUCAUCUAAAUCUAACCUAUUCAUCUUCAUCUAACCUCCAGUGUAGGCACAGCAGGAAAAUAUUAAGGACCUUGAACUUGGAAUCUGAAGAACCCUGCCAUUCACUAGUUCCUGCAACAACAAGCACCAUCAAGGAUGGAAGCAAGCCUCAACAAUAUUUCGGACGACAUCGCAUCAAAUAGGACCCUCAUUGAAACCAUUGUACAGUGGACAACAUUCUCCAUUGGUUUUCCUCUGAUCUGUCUGUCCAUUUAUGCCAUGUACUUCCUGAUCAGAGCUGAUCACAUCGCUCCAGUCUAUGUUAUCAACCUUCUUAUUGCAGAUCUCAUUCAAAUUUGCAUGAGGCCAUUCAUACUGUCUGGUACCUGGCAAUUUAUAGUAGAAUUGAUUGAAUUCUUUGGUAUCAGUGCAAGCAUUGGUUUCAUGGUAUGUGUUGCUCUCGAGAGAUAUCUUAUGAUUGCAUUUCCUCUCUGGUACCGUUUUCGCCGUAACAUCAAAUUCUCGCUCAUAGUGUCCUCUAUUAUCUGGGUGUUUCCUUUCAUCCAAAUCUCCAUAUUUUACAUCGCACCGACUUUAGAGAUUUCAUUUAUUUUGUUUGCAGUUAACCUCCUCAUACCCUUUCCACUGCUUGUAUUCUUCCUUGUGGGCACGUUGAAAGCUCUGUCCGUCUCCAUCUCUGUGCCAGCUGUCGAACAGAGACGGAUUAUUGGUACCCUGGCCCUUGUGCUGGGCAAUUACACAGUCCUGUUCCUACCCCUCAUCAUACAAUAUCUGAUAUCAGGGGUAACAGGCCAACACAAUGUGGAGAUUGGGACAAUCUUUGAGAGAUUCAGCCCCCUUGUGGAUCCUCUACUCUAUGUGUUCAUGAGAAAGGGAGCUAAGGACACUCUGGCCUUCCCCUGCUUCGACAAGUUCAUGGGUGACCAGGAGCAGAGUCAGGUCACAAACACUAUGACCAUGACUGAUAGUGGAGUAGAAGGCUCCAGGUAGGACAGAUCCAAGAUAAUGGACUGUAUCUGUAUGAUUCACUAUGUAUAACUCCUAUCAACUCCUUAAAAUUAUCGGAUUGAAACGUUGUCAAAAAAGCGGUGAAUUGAGAGCUUUAACAGUGUGCGGCCUUGUUCUUUUCUUUGUUAUAAUUAUACCUUACGGGCCUCCCGAGUGGCGCAGUGGUCUAAGGCACUGCAUCGCAGUGCUUUAGGCGUCACUACAG